This is a messenger RNA of Melitaea cinxia (Glanville fritillary), 2416 nucleotides long. RefSeq lists its product as uncharacterized. The record is from RefSeq and is a predicted model, not a curated record. NCBI's taxonomy places the organism in Eukaryota, Metazoa, Arthropoda, Insecta, Lepidoptera, Nymphalidae. The coding region runs from base 208 to 1857 and encodes 549 amino acids. The transcript has 8 exons.
UUAAAAUACCUUACUCGUUGCGUUAACCCUCAGUCGUGGUCAAGUUUCGCUUCUGUGCGUUUGCCGAGUCUCAACUUGUGAAACGUUCGCAUUUGUGGCAAAAUAUUUUGUAUUACAGAUUUCCAUAGAAACUUGUUUCGAUUGAUAUCGAGGGCUUUAUUCUGAAUUUUAAUUUCAACGAGAUAAUAAAAUAGUCCAAAAAUCAAGAUGAUGGCAAACCCAACAAUGGAACUGCAACCCGAAGAGACUCCAUUAGCGCUGCUACGCCUUUGGCAUCUAACUCGUGCCCGUCUAGCUGGUACUUCUACUUUGGAUGAGGAACCGGCCUUGGUUGAUACAUUGCCUUCGGCUCAGGAAGCGGAGGAUACUCCAAAAAUCUGUAUACCAAAUCCAAGUGACUAUGAAAGCGAUGGCGAGGAGGCUUUUCAGGAAACAGAUAUAAAUGAUCAGCAUGAACAUUCAACCAAACCCUCAUGGGCUAUAUGGUCAGAGAGUACAUUUGGAAAGGAGGUUGUCUUGGAUGCAAGUACUCUAGGAGACAUUCCCGCCGUGUACCGUGUACCAGCCCCAGCCAUCCACGAAAUGCCUGUCAUUGGAGUCUACAUCGAUCCUCGAGUUAGAACCGGCUUCAGAUACAAAAUUAGACCAAUGCAGACUUUGGACAGCCUUCCUCUAUCCAUGAAGCCGAGGUACUUGUUCGGUGGAAAAGCCCUUACUCUGCAGUCAAUUGGACGUGGAUAUGCUCGGCGGAUGACAUUUGAGCCUGUGGAUUCAACUUUGAAUAAUAAUGACAACUAUUUUUGGACUGACUCUCGACCAGAAGGAUUUGUUUUUGAAAUUGAAGCAGUUUCUGCGGGUGACAAAUUCACUAUUUAUGACGCCAACCAUGAACCGCAGGGAAUAUUAGAAGUUGUACAACAACAGAAAAAUCAAAUUGAACUGGAGCAAAAAAUCAUUGAAGACGGAUCUAUUGAGAAAAAAGUGAAAGUAAACACAAUGUGCAAGGUGGAAUGGUAUGAAAACGACGGAAUAACUAAAUUAGUGCCAGUGACUGGCAUUGCAAUUCUUAAGAAAGGACGGGGGAAUGCGGUUGUUUCUAGAAUUGUUAACGUCGCUAUUGGAAUUAAGCAGCUGAAGAAGGGUUACGAACUUAAGCCAGGAGUCAAAACUUCGUCACGAAGAAUAACUGUGAAUGGUACUGAUAUUAAUGACAUUCCAUGUCAGUAUUCUAUAGUAGGUCUUGAACGAUAUGAACUUCCUGUUAUUGGAACAUACGUUGAUCCUCGAAUUAUUCCCGGAUUCCACUACCGAGUGAGACCAGCUAGCAGCCGUCGUCAUCUAUUCGAAGGUCGCAGCCUGUUAUUACAGUCCGUUGGCAUGGGCUACGGAAAACGCAUCACUUUCAAACCCGAUACACUCAAUGCACCAGAAAAUUACUUCUGGUCAGAUUCUCAUCCUGAAGGAGUUGGAAUGGAACCACGUGCUGUCCAUCCUGACAUGCAGUUCAUUAUCACAGGAAACGGAGGCAAAAUCGGUGAAGCAUCCGUCUUUCGUGCUGAUUUACCUCAAAUCGAAGAGAAAACGGAAUAUGUUGACGUGCCAGGAAAGCAAGGAAAAGCAAUUGAAAAGUAUAUUCAAGUACAUGUCACAUGUCACGUGACUCUGGCUACGACGGGUGGUGGCUUGGUUGAUUCUGAAGUACAUCUCAUGAAAGUCUCGGGUACAGCAUUGGUUCGCAAAGAACCGGGAGAACCUGUUGCCAAACUACUGAAAGUAUUUAAUGUUGGUUUGGAUUCCCAACUCAACUUAUUGUUCGCCCACUCGCAAACUGAGCUUACUUUCCAUCCUCUACCUUAAAAGCAAAAGAGGCUAGAACGGUGUUGCAGUAUACGUGAUGGUACACCAACCUUACGGAAUUGUAUUGUAAUACCACAAAUACCCCCCUGGCGCGAUGAGGCUUCGUCAAAUAUCAUGCUAUUUGUGUACGAGUUUGCAACCGAUAGGACGUCAAUGUUUAUUGUACGAUUGCUUCUGAUAAUAUGGUUGUAGAUUCGUUUUAGCAGUUUGCUGAACUGCUUUGAAGGUAUGAGAACAUCUGCAAAUAUCUGCUGAAAGAUAAGUGUUAUAGAAUGUUAACUUUAUUUUGAUUUUUCUUUUAUAUAAUCGUCUUAUUGUUUUUAUAUAAGUUUAUGGUAAUGAUUUAGUAGGAGUCUUGUAUUUUUUAUUUUUUGACUGUAAACCUCUUGAUGUAACGUAUUUUGUUUUAUCGGAGAGAGUAGCAAAAGACUAUACUCGUCUAUGUUAAUUUUGAAUGAAAAUUCAAUGUAGCUUCUAUAUCAAUUAUUCUGUCGAUAUAAUUUUUAUUGUGUUCUCAUUAAUUGUAUUAAAUUGCUAAUUAAAUCAAGUUGAAAUAUUA